Messenger RNA from Dufourea novaeangliae, 4626 nucleotides. RefSeq lists its product as uncharacterized. The coding region runs from base 1 to 4626 and encodes 1541 amino acids. The transcript has 8 exons. Gene Ontology annotation, cellular component: cytosol. Gene Ontology annotation, biological process: tRNA methylation. Lineage: Eukaryota; Metazoa; Arthropoda; Insecta; Hymenoptera; Halictidae. The record is from RefSeq and is a predicted model, not a curated record.
AUGUGUACAAAAAAUUUAGAAUUGAUUCAUUUGAUUAAAGAGCUACAAUCAUGCACAGAAGAUACUAUAAUUCUGAGAAGGUUGAUAAACUAUGCUUCAUCGCAUAAACAAUUAUGGAACGACGAGAGUCUGAAACAAUGGCAACCAGUACUUACACAUGUUAUACAACUUUUUAUUCCAAACUCAGAAGUACAAAGAGAAAAAACUUUGUUAGCUUCCCACACAUUUUUUGCUUUACUUUCAAUGGAAUCUACUUUGGUUUUUCUAAAUGGUACACUUACAAAUUUUUUAACAUCGAAUUCCAAUGCAUUAUACUUCUUGAAUGAAAAAUAUAAUAUUGUUGAGUUUGAAUUAUUUAAGUUAAUUUCUGCUUAUGGCUAUUUACAAGUGAACUGUAAAGAAAUAUAUUCUAAUGAUAUUUGUUCUUUAAUUUUUUGUGUUACAUAUGAACAUUGUAUAAGGUAUACAAAACAUUCUUAUUUUGCAUACAAAGUAUUGGAAUUGUGGUUACACAGAACCAUGUGUACAAAUUUUUGGGACAUGUGUGAUUUAGCACUAGAGCAAAAACUAGAGGCAAUUAUUUUUUCAAAUUGGUGUAAUGCAAUCAAUGAGAUAAGUAAACAGAAUUCGGUGUCCAUUUUUAAUAUGUACCUGAAAAUCAUGGAAAAGAAAUACAAUGGAUAUUUGGAGUUUGUGUUUAAACAUUGCAUCGACAGAAUUUCUUGGCAAAACGAAGUAAAAUACGAUAUACUAGCAGAAAUUUGUAAUGUUUGGGAUAAUAUUAACAUGAUGACAUCCCGUGACUUUUUGCUAUCUUUAUCUACUAGUUUAACAAAGUAUAAUUUACGUUCAGCGGGUACAAAAGCUUAUAUUGCCAUUAUAAAGAAAAUAACGGAGGAUGAGUGGAAGACAGCUUUUGGGUGCAUAAUGAAUUAUCUGUUUCAUCAUUGGGAAACAACAGAAAAUGCUAACUAUAAUGCCCUUCAAUUACUCUGUAAACAUUGGCUUGAACCAAUUAUAAAAAAAUACAAAAGCAUAUUGCCAUACUUAUGGAAUCUUACUAGAGAUAUCUAUGGAUAUUUCCUACGUUCACAUCUUCAGAGAAUAGCCGGAGAAGUGCACAUCGAUCUCCCACAGAAACCAAACAUCGAAUGUUACAUAAAUCAUAAAAAUGAGGUUGUAAGAUUGAAUGGUUUUGCCAUAAGUUGUUACGAGGUGAACAAUCUAUAUGAUAAAACCAAGGAUCAGUUCUUUACAACAAGGAAUUUCUUAUGGCAUAAUGCAAACAGUACAACAGUGUGUAUGAGAGAUGGAAUUGUUAGAUAUUUUAAAGUAUUUUUUGCCAGUGUUUUAAAGAUGUGUGAUACUAAGCCAGAUUGCAUAAAUGAUGUGUUUUAUAUUACGCAUUGGUUGCAUGAAUUUUUGUUGGAUUGUUUCGAAAUUGGUUCCUGUUAUCAACGAAAAAUACUUGGUUUAAACUUAUAUAAGGCUAUGCUUUCUUUUACUAAUGCCAAUGGUCUGAAUAAAUUCAGCAAUAUUGAGAAUGCAUCCUGUACUUUGUUAGUACAAAAGCAUCUAAAAGCGACCGAUAAUUGGCAGUUCACAAAUAAAGCCAGCUUAUUUUGUUUAUUAAGACUUGUAUUAGAUUCUGCACUUGAUGUCAAGCAACUAAGUAAUUCCAUCAUUCUUGAUUAUUUCGACUUGAAUAUUUUAACCAAUUCGGAGAAACAAAUAUUAUAUAGAGUGGCAUUGAAAUAUAGCAAUUCGUCAAAGUUUUAUGAAAUUGAAAGUGGUACUGCUCUGAUUUCAAUUCUAGCAAAUUGGCUACCUUUCGAUAUUCUGGCUGAAUAUAUAAGUUUUAAUAACUGCUCAAGUUACACAGAUUUUUUAUUUCAUGAAGCUGCAAGUCAGUUAACAGAGAUGAAACAAGACAUACUAAAGGCAAUAGUUCAGAAUAAACCGUUUUAUGGAGUCUUAACUGCUUUAUUGAACAUUACCUUUCGAAAUGGUCCCGAAAACAGUUGUUUAACUUUAGAAUUUGUUAAAAAACUAUUACAUCUGUUGAAGGACGCUUCUAACUUCUUUCUGUCUAUACUUUCUUCAAAGUCUGAAAAUACAGAAUAUUCAUCUUCAUUCGCAGAAAUGGGAUUAGCAAUUGAUAAUGCUAUUAAGAAUAGCAAAGUUGAUAACAUUGACUUUGAGGAGUUGUGUUUAACUCCUGCUCAUCAGGUUCUUAUUUCUUGCAUUUGGAUGUCUUUAAAGGUCUCUUGUGAAAUAGCUUCUGAGAUAGGAACAUUAAGGUAUUCUUAUGAAACAGUGAAAUGCUCUGCUGAUAUUAUUGUAACUGUAUUACUCAGAUGUAGACACAAAGGUGUAGUGGAAGCCGCGGGUACAGCAGUAGGACAUUUAACUAGAUGUUUAUGCAAGGAAGCUGAGUACUAUGAUUUACCAAAAAUGCACGUGUUACGUAUCCUAGAAGAUAACGCCAUGAACUCUUUAAACAUCACCCGAAGAGGUGCAGGAUUAUCAAUAAUGUUUCAUAGAAUCGUCGUCAGUGAUAAUCGAAGAGAUAGACCGCUUUUGCAUUUUGCGGUACAAAGAUUGUUAGACUUGCUGGAUAAUAUCUCUGAUGUCUCUCCAAAAAGUGUCGAGUGUCAACAUGAUUCUCCCUGUGCAAGACGUUUGCAUUUCUUGCGUGCUUUGGUAGCUGAUAAAGAAAUACACGCACAAUUAAUUCCAUAUAUGGAAAGGAUUUCACUGACUUGUUUCAAGUACUUGGAGUCUGAAAUAUGGACUAUAAGAAAUGCAAGCCUCCAAUUGUUUGGUGCAAUAGUUCCGAGAUUGGUGGGCCAAAGUUAUGGACAGUCUGUGGACUUUGGAAACGGUUAUCCCAUUAAUCAUUUUGUCACACAUUAUCCUAUACUCGCGAAUUAUGUUAUGAAAGAAGUGCAAAAUUUUUCAUCCACAUUCAUGGAUUUUUCUACCGCAUUAUAUUUGCACUCAAAUGUCGUACACAUCCUUAUACUUCUUUCUAAGUUUUCAAACAGUGGUUCUAAUUUGAUCGAUUAUUCUUCCGAAGAAUUUGUAUCAAAGAUGAAGCAUUUAUUACGUACAUUGUUUAAAAAUCCCGUUUUAUACGUUAGACUUCUAGCUGCAAAAGCCUAUGCAGCAUUGACAGACUUCUUAAAUAUUGAAUGUGAGAUUAUGGAACUGAAGCAUCAAGUUUCCUUGAGUAAAAAUGCCAAUUUGAUCCACGGUUAUUUAUUAACGAUGAAGUAUCUGAAAGAAAAACUGUUGGUUGAAGUUAACAAUAUAAGUUUGGAAUCGGCUGCAGUAGAAUAUGUAAAUCAGGAACCCAAGCAAUGCGCAGAAUUGUUACGAUUACGAAAAAUAUUACAAAUUUGGGGUAUUAUACCCGCAGGGGAAAAUAAAAUAUGCUACAUAUUAGAAGUGCUCUGUUUACAAUUGUCGGAGUCUAUUUCCGAUAAACUGGAUUCCACAGACAUAUUUUGCUUCGAUCAAAAUAUCUCUGUGUUAUCUUCCGAAAGGAUAAAGCCGGGAUUUUUUCAGUUUAUUGAUCAUUCUACAAAAUUAUAUGCAGACUAUGUUAGACGAACUAAUUUUAUUGACACUGAUACUUUGCAUAAAAUUUUAGUCUCCCAUUGUAUUGAUCAAAGCAGUUCCUUCUUAAAUAAUGUAGGGAGUUGUAUGCCAGUUUUGAAAAUUGUUCUCGAACAUUUAUUAUUAAAUGAACAUAAUUGCAGUGAAUUGCAUGUAAAUGCAAUGGUAACUUAUGCUCUCGACACUUUAAAACAUUUAUCAUUAUCCGAUAUGAGUAAAUUGAAUAUGAAAAACUUUGUGAAAAAUUUAUCCUUUGAAACAAGAGAAAGUGUAACAAAUUCUAAACUAUGGCGUUUGAAAUUUAUACUAAUAAUAAUGUAUUCUGAUAAUGAUAUAAUUAUAAACCGGAUAUUAUCCCAUGUUCUGAAUUUAUGUGUUCACGAAGAGGAGUAUAAGAGACAAAUAGCGGUUGAAUUAAUACAAUUUUCAAUUCGUCGCUUUGCAGAACUAACAAACGCAAACAAGCUAACGGUUUUGCACUGCUGUUUGAUUUUGUUGAAGGAUGAAAUUUCAGAAAUACGCGAUGGUAUUGCGGAGAAUUUGAGAGCACAUAUUUUACAAACAAUUGAACACGAUGAAUGUAUGUAUCAAUCAUUAUUAAAGCGAGUAAUGCUUGGUCGACCAAAAUUUGUUACGAAUAAGGAUAUGAAUCUAUUUUUUCUGAAACUAUUCACACAUAGUAUUAAAAACUUCGACGUUAACGCAGCAAUUGAAAAUCCUUUCUACCAUGACGACAAUCCUGCUUAUAGGGAGGAGUCGAAGUUUUUAAAUCUUUGUUUCUAUUACAUACGAGGAAAUAAGUACAAUUCGGACAAGUGCUCUGCAGAAAAUACCGCAAGAAACAAUAAUGAGAGACUCAUUGAUGUUUUAGAUAAGAUGGAGGCGAAAUAUCGACUUCAGCAAGAAUGUCUAUUCGAUAACACUAACUUAGAUAUUGUAUUAAAUAUUAAAUACGUAGAAUAUUUAUUACGGAAGCAAAAAAUUGUAAUACAAGAGUACAGUUAA